This is a messenger RNA of Lodderomyces pseudojiufengensis, 1416 nucleotides long. RefSeq names its product putative mannosyltransferase (gene KTR4). Gene Ontology annotation, molecular function: alpha-1,2-mannosyltransferase activity. The transcript has a single exon. Gene Ontology annotation, cellular component: membrane; Golgi apparatus. Gene Ontology annotation, biological process: cell wall mannoprotein biosynthetic process; protein O-linked glycosylation; protein N-linked glycosylation. NCBI's taxonomy places the organism in Eukaryota, Fungi, Ascomycota, Pichiomycetes, Serinales, Debaryomycetaceae. Bases 1 to 1416 code for a protein of 471 amino acids. The record is from RefSeq and is a predicted model, not a curated record.
AUGUUAAAUCUAAGGAAAAGGAAACUACUAUAUAUACUACUAUCAACCAUAUGUUUUUGUAUACUACUAUUAAUUCAUUCAAGUAUAAUAAAUCAUAAAAAUCUAUCAUUUAAAAAUCAAGAUUGGUCAUUUAAAUCAUUAAGUGAAAGUUUUGAUUUUUCAUAUUUACCAAAUUUAAGUGAUAAUUUAAAGGAAUCAUAUAAUAGAUUAAAUUUAAAUUCAAAUAAUGAAGAAUUAAAUGAAAAAGGUUAUAUAUUGGAACCAAAUAAUGUUAAAUUUAAAUUUUUAAAUAGGGUUAAAAAUAAAGGUAAUCCUCAAGAAAUUGUUGAAAAUCACAAUAGAAAAUAUAAAGAAUUAUUAUCAACUGAAGUAGGAAAACCUCAAGAUGCUUCAUUAAUACCUCCACCAUCAAAUGAAGAUUUAAAAGAUUAUAAACAUGCAAAUGCAACAAUUAUAGCAUUAGUAAGGAAUGAAGAAUUAAGUAAAAUUGGACAAAGUAUAAGAAGAUUACAAAAACUGUUUAAUUCAAAAUUUAAUUAUCCUUAUACAUUCAUAAAUGAUCAACCAUUUACUGAUAAAUUUAAAAAAAGAAUUUUAAAAUAUACAGAAAAAGCACCAGUUGAAUUUGUACAAAUCCCUCCUCAAUUAUGGGAUAAACCAAACGAUAUAGAUACAAAUAAAGAAUCAAAAAAUAUGCAAAUUUUAUAUGAUCAUGAUGUUGCUUAUGCCAAAAAGGGGUCAUAUCAUAAUAUGUGUAGAUUUUAUUCAGGUCAAUUUUAUAAUGUUCCAGAAUUACAAAAAUAUAAAUAUUAUUGGAGAAUUGAACCUCAUGUACAAUUUUAUUCUGAUAUAACUUAUGAUGUUUUUAAAUAUAUGGAAUCAACUGAAAAAAUUUAUGGUUUUACUAUAAGUUUAUAUGAUAUUGAUGAAUCUUUAAAAUCAUUAUGGCCAAAUACUUUAAAAUAUUUAAAUAUGGAUAAUAAUUAUAAAUAUGUUAACCCGAAUGGAAGUUUUCAAUGGUUAGUUGAAAAUUUACAAAAUCCUAAAAAAAAUAAAGUUGCAGGUGGUUAUUCAACUUGUCAUUUUUGGUCAAAUUUUGAAAUUGGUGAUAUGGAUUUUUUUAGAAGUGAAGCAUAUAAUAAUUGGUUUAAAUAUUUAGAUUCUACUGGAAAUUUUUAUUAUGAAAGAUGGGGAGAUGCUCCAAUUCAUUCUAUUGGUGUAAGUUUAUUUGCUGAUAAAUCAAAAAUUCAUUGGUUUAGAGAUUUAGGUUAUAGUCAUGAUCCUUAUUAUCAUUGUGCAAAUACACCUUUCACAAGAAGUUGUAAUGUUGGAAAAUUUAGUAGAUAUGAACAUUUACAUGAUCAAAAUUGUUUGAUUAAUUGGUUAGAAUACGAUAAUAUUAAAAAUGUAUAUUAA